GAUAGAUAGAGAAUGUAAGAAAUGUUAAUGUAUAUUUAAUUGUCUUAAAAUGGAAUAAUCAAAAGGUGUUGAGCUUUGUGGCUUUGGAAAGUCUCGUAGGUCACUAAGGUUCUUAAAACAUUUUUUGUUUCAACCUGGAAGGCAUAAGUAAACAGUAUACAAAUUUCAACAUACAAACUAUUCAGAUGGGAAGGUUGGAAUCGUUUAUGUUAUUUAUCCUCAAAACUUAAAGGAUGCUAAUAAGUGGUCUCUACCGAUGUCCCGUGACAAAUUAGAGGUUUUCACCUGAAAUUUCAGAUACCUUUUUUUUCUCACGUUGCUCUCCCUCAUUUGCAAAAGACUGCACACUCUGCUCUUCCUCACUAAAAAUGCAACAACCUGCAUGUAAAUUUUUCCUCUGGAAAAGGGCAAAGACAUACCAGAGGAAGAGUGGCACUUGAAUUCAGAAACUGAACAACCCCAGUGUGGUCCCAGGAACAGCAAGUCCAACAAUGUCCCCUGGAAGCUUCCGGCAAUAGGGGCUCUUAGCUGCACAGGAAAGAUGGAGCCACCCUGCCCAGAGGUGCAGAUAAGAGGCUGUGGGGCGUCUCCUCGGUUCUCUGUGAGGAGUCAGUCAAAGAAGCACUGCGAGAACCAGGAGAAUCUUCUCCACUCUGACCAGCAAGCCCCAGACCGCAUCUCUACGUCUCCCACUUACAGGAGAUUAAGGGGCAAUGUCUGUGGAGCGGUCACACUGCUGCCUCAGCAAGAGACCUAGGAAGUGCUCACCUGGAAGGAGCCUGGAAGCCAGCAGGAGCCAGCAGUCUCUCCAUGUUACCUCUCCAAGAGUCUGCCUGGAAGCCCAAAGAAUUCUUCACAUUCUCUAUCGCCCUUGAGACUCCAACCAAGAUUCCCUCCAGAUCCCCAAAGGUCCUCAACACAACUGGCUCAUUUGAACCCCUUCUCCUAUCUACGGCCAUACCACCCUGAACACAUCCAUCUUAUCGUGUCUGUAUUUGAGAAGCAGGUAGGCUGUGUCAGAAACCAGCUCUGGAUUUUCAGCAUGGUCCCCAGGGAUGCGCCGGUGGGCUUGCCAUUCUUCCCGGGGAUGAAGAGCCUCUGUGACAUUUCUAUGAGAGCUGCGGUGCCUGUCCCUAUGCCAGCUGCUAAACUUCCCAUAGUUAAUCCCCCUAGGAGCAGUGCUACGGUGAGGGAAACUGGUUCUCUCCGGAAUCUGCCGCCGGGUACCAUCGGAGUCCCCAUGUAUAGCCCGUCUGCCAUCCGAGAGCCCGUUUUCCUGAAUCUUUCUAGGGCCUUGGUGAGCGCUAUCAGCUCGGCCUUUUGUGCAGACGUGCCAGGAGCACUUGGGCCCCCGUUUCGGAGAAGUGUAUCUGGGCUCCAAGCUUGGUUAGGAGGUCUCGUCCCAGAAGGGGGUACGGGCAUUCGGGUACCACCAGAAAGGAGUGUGUCACCGUCCCUUGCCCUAAGUCAACCGUGCGGCGUGUACCUGGAGUUGCUGGGCAUUUGCACAAGCAUUGCCUCUUCCCCCUGGGCUGUAUUGCGACUUCCAUUCCACAAGGACAGUAGCCUGAAAAGCUGCCCACACCACGGACCUUUGAAUCUUCAGUGGAAGAUAGAAGAAGGAGACGUUCUGGUACCAGAAAGGAGACAAGAUUAUUCCAGCAACUAUGGGACUAGUCCCUUGGGAUAUGACUCCCCUGGGGCAACACAACUCAGGAUUAGAGUGGUUGUGUUUGGGUUUCUGGAUGCUGUGUGGGGUGGAGAGGGAGGGGAGGUGGAUAGGCCGGCCAGCCCAAGAGGGCUGCAAAGUCUGGGUCAGCACAGGUUCUAUGAGCAUAGGCAGGGUUUUGCGGUGCUCAACUUCCCUGGACUUGAGGUGUUUCCGGGGAACAUUCCGGUGUCAGAUGUAGCUGCAGAUUACCUGUGCCACCCCCUUCUGCUACCGAAAUCAGAAUCCAAAAAGCCAAGAUGGUGUUUCUCCCAGAGAGGCACGGAGAGUGGCAAAGACAAAUACAGGCACAUACCUGACCUGGAGAACUGCCUGUCCUCAGUGAGAAUUACAGACUUCAGGGACUGUGAGUUCCACUGCCUCCUGGAUAAAACCUGGAAUGAAAUCAUGGAAACAUAUCAAAAACUUCCUACCAAUUAAUUAGACUUGAGAAAGCAGCAAGUGGCCGUGUUGGAAGUCUUCACGGGUGAAUGCAUUGAUUUCUUGGACCAUUUUAUCAUAAUGUGCAUUGCAUUUUCUAAAAAGAUCUUCAUGAAUACACUAAAAUAUCUACAAACUCAUGAAUAUCUUCUGGAUGUAGAUUUAUAGAGACUUUUUGCAAACCUAGAAGAGUUAAGUCAGACAAGCUUCGAUUUUGUAAACAGUGUUUUUGGCAUCAUCAAGGACUAUGCUGAGCCUUCUGAGACCUCACUACUGAUGGAUUUCAUCUCCAUGCUCACAAAGUUCUUCUUCUAACGAGGCAGCCUCUGUCAGAGUCACCAGACCUACUGCCUGAAUUACUUAGUCACUGUCUUUUAUCUUGAGAGCCUGAGGCAAAGAGAUGACUUUGGAAUUUAUUUAAAGUGGUGUGAGCAAAAUGAACAGUGAGGACGGCUCCACCUGCCUGAGCUGCUGGUGGCCCCACUGGACAGGUGGGGUGACUCGACCUUGUUGCUGAAGAAUGUCUGGAAAUGGAGUAGAGACUCUAUGGAGAAAAUCAUGAUCUACAGCAUCAAGGAAAAGAUGGAAAGGUCACGGCUCUCGGAAACAUGGAUUCGAGUGGGAGUGCAUUGUAAAUCAAACACGCAAAACAAUGGACUCCAGUCACAUCCUGGCAGACCCGAUGAGAACUCCCACGCCAAGUUUGUGCAGGACGUGGCUCUGUCUCCAAGGCGUUCAGAAGUGAGUUCAGGGAUCCUUGAAGGAAAAGUGAAGUGGCUUGACAAUUGCCAAAAAUGUAGACAUCUACGGAAGAUUAUUGUGUGGCCUCUACUGUGGGAUAGAAACAAAAAGUUUCUCUCCUUGUUUUGCCUGAAACAUAUUUUUAAAGAACACAUGGCAGAAAACAUCUUGUCACCAACCACCAGACACCUUUUCUAUGAAGGAAAAUUAACUCUUGCAGAAAGCACAAGAUUCCUGGGUGUUUAUCUGUUUCUCUUUGAUGAUUUCCUCUUAGUUGUGAAAACUAAUUGCAACAAAAAGAAACUUGGAGGUUCAGGCACUGGUUUAAUGUGUCCUUUGCUUACUGCUGAGCCGUGAACAGUAAUAAAAGAGGGUGGUUCGUGUAUGGUACUUGAUCAGCCCAUUCCACUAGACCGAUUGGUGGUCAAAAGUAUGGAUCCACUCCACGUGUCUGCGUUUGGGCUGAGAAAUGCUUUCCUUGUACAACAUGAAAACAGACAUCGACGGUGUGUAGCAAUGUUCUUAUUCCAAACCCAAAGAGAAAAUAUCAAAAAAACAUGGAUGACACAAAUAACAGCAGCAAUAUCUUGCUUCACCAAGAACCAGGAAACCAAGAAGAUAUCUUUAUUUACGUCACCUGCAGAAUCCUCUGAAAUGUAG
Felis catus (domestic cat) is the source of this 3550-nucleotide messenger RNA. It is a transcript of the gene PLEKHG7, whose product is annotated as pleckstrin homology and RhoGEF domain containing G7. Gene Ontology annotation, molecular function: guanyl-nucleotide exchange factor activity. NCBI's taxonomy places the organism in Eukaryota, Metazoa, Chordata, Mammalia, Carnivora, Felidae. Gene Ontology annotation, biological process: Rho protein signal transduction. The record is from RefSeq and is a predicted model, not a curated record.